AUGGCGAUCUACCUGGUCACGCUGAACCGGAACGAAGUUGCGCAGACUGAAAUCGACGAGACGGGCUCGUACCUCCUGUCGCGUUGCGGGAAAACGAGGCCCUACCGAGACAUCACCAUGUUCUUCCGCGUCGCGUUCGUCGUCGGUCUGUGGUGUCUCUCAAGUGCGGACUGGGCAUCGUACAAGCGUAAAUUCAACAAAAACUACUCGUCCGUUGAAGAUGCUUUCCGACGUCAGAUAUACGAGGAGUCCACACGCAACAACAUCGAGCACAACAUUCUCUACGAUUUGAAGCUUGUCACGUGGCGAAGGGGUCCGACCAUGUUCUCCGACAUGACUGCUGAAGAGCGCUCGGGCUUCCUUGGGGCUCUUCCUCCGACCGCGAAUUUCUCCGCGCCACCUGAGUAUCUCGGUCCCGAGCUUUGGGAGGGAGAACCUCCAGCCUCCGUCGACUAUCGGACGAAUCCGUGCCUCACACCACCGAAAGACCAAGGUGCCAGUACGGCCGCAUGCUCUCGGAACUGCUGGGCCUUCGCAACGAUAGGACUCCUCGAGUUCCGUUACUGCGCAAGAGAAGGGACGCAGCAGAGGUUCUCAGAGAAAUAUCUCGUGAAUUGCGCAGACAAUCGGAGCUGUGAAGGGGGUCACAUUGAUAAGGCACUGGAGUUCGUGAUCGAGAAGCAGAAGAUCCCCUCAGAGGCUUCGUAUCCUUACACGCUUUCGAAAGAGCCUUGCCGUGAACCCUAUGUGGACCUUUUCGACAUGAAAGAUCUCGUGGGUUAUGAGAUUCUCCAUGGCGAUGAAGCUCUUCUGCGAGCUGUUGCUUUCCGCGGACCCGUCGCAGUAUACAUGUGGACCAACAUGACCGGUCUGCAGGACUUCACGCCGGGUGAAGAUGAUAUUUUCUCGAGUGCGGUUUGCGACAACCUCGAGCCCGGAGCAUACGACCACGCAGUCAUGGUUGUCGGCUAUGGUUCGAAUGCUCAAGGCAAAUAUUGGAUCAUCAGAAACUCUUGGGGCCCGCUCUGGGGCCAACAUGGCUACGCCAAAAUAUCCAGGGACAAGGUGAACCAUUGUCACAUCUCCGACUCCGUCUUCGUCCCUAAGUACGCUUGA
Galendromus occidentalis (western predatory mite) is the source of this 1116-nucleotide messenger RNA. RefSeq names its product cathepsin L1-like. Bases 1 to 1116 code for a protein of 371 amino acids. Gene Ontology annotation, molecular function: cysteine-type peptidase activity. The transcript has 3 exons. Lineage: Eukaryota; Metazoa; Arthropoda; Arachnida; Mesostigmata; Phytoseiidae. Gene Ontology annotation, biological process: proteolysis. The record is from RefSeq and is a predicted model, not a curated record.